ACGACGACGUUUGACCUCUUUGCCCCACCAGAUCUCUCUCCCCGUAGGUGUCAUUUCUCUCAACGAAUCUCCAUUUUCUUCUACGGUUCUACCCCAACAGCAAAUCCAAAACCACCUCAUCUUCUUCAUGUAAAAGGACCCAAAACUCAUUUCCCAAUUCUCAUUUUUCACAAAACAAUACCGUAAAGGAAAAGCUUUUUGCUUCACAAAAAUGGCGACACGGCUCGGGUCAUUGAAGGAGAAGCUGCUCUCGGUUAAGGACUACUCAGAGCUGGGCUUAAGCAUCGUUGAGUCCAACGAAGAAGACCCACAGCGUUGUUGUUGCUCGUACGGGGUCAUUUGCGAUAAAAUCACGAGCUGUAGAAAGAGAUUGCUCGAUGUAUUUGGUGAGGCUGUGCGUAUGGGCAAGUCUGAUCCAAGAAAGAUUGUGUUCGCAGCGAAGAUGGGUCUGGCUUUGAUGCUUAUUUCACUUUUGAUUUUCUUGAAAGAACCUGUCAAAGAGCUCAGUCGUUACUCUGUUUGGGCUAUUCUUACUGUUGUGGUUGUGUUUGAGUUCAGUAUAGGAGCAACACUUAGCAAAGGAUUUAACCGUGGGUUGGGGACAUUGUCAGCUGGAGGGCUCGCUCUUGCUAUGGCAGAGCUGUCAGAGUUAGCUGGAGAGUGGGAAGAAGUUUUAAUUGUUAUUAGUAUCUUCAUCAUAGGAUUUUUGGCUAGUUAUGCAAAGCUAUACCCUACAAUGAAGCCUUAUGAAUAUGGGUUUCGGGUGUUCUUGUUGACGUAUUGUUUCAUAAUGGUAUCUGGGUAUAGGACAAGGGAAUUUAUUCACACAGCUGUAACACGGUUCUUGCUCAUUGCGUUGGGUGCUGGUGUUUGUUUGGUAGUAAAUAUAUGCAUUUAUCCCAUCUGGGCUGGUGAAGAUCUGCACAACUUGGUGGUGAAAAAUUUCAGGAAUGUGGCAACUUCUUUGGAAGGUUGUAUUAACAGGUACCUCAGUUGUAUUGAAUAUGAGAGGGUCCCUUCAAAAAUACUUACAUACCAAGCUGCCGAUGACCCAGUUUACAGUGGCUACAGAUCAGCUGUAGAAUCAACAAGCCAAGAGGAUGCUCUGGUGGGAUUUGCUGUUUGGGAGCCACCUCAUGGUCCUUACAAGUCGUUUAAAUAUCCAUGGAAGAAUUAUGUCAAAGUCAGUGGUGCACUAAGGCAUUGUGCAUUCAUGGUUAUGGCGUUGCAUGGAUGCAUACUUUCAGAAAUACAGGCUCCAGAGGACCGGAGACAGGUCUUUUGUCAUGAACUGCAGAGGGUGGGUAUUGAAGGUGCUAAAGUGUUACGUGAACUUGGGAAUAAAGUUAAAAAGAUGGAGAAAUUAGGUCCAGUUGACAUACUCUGUGAAGUGCACGAGGCUGCAGAAGAAUUGCAAAACAAAGUUGACCGAAAAUCUUACCUUCUUGUCAAUGCAGAGAGCUGGGAAAUUGGAACCCGGGAGAAGGCUCAGGGAGAACCCCAGGAAUUACUGAACUUGGAUGAUGAAGAAAACAAAGUGCUAGAAUAUAAAUCCCGUAGUGAAGCUGUACUUGAUCUCAGAUCAAUUACCAUACCUAAGAAUUGGGAAUUCCGUAGCCCAAACAUAGAUGUGAAGUCCAAAUUGAUACCUGAAGUUCCCCCUGAAAUGCAGAAACAGAUAUCAUGGCCAGCACGUAUCUCAUUUGAUGCUGAUGCAAUGCCACAAUUGGAAAAAUCAAAAACAUAUGAAAGUGCAAGCGCAUUGUCUCUAGCGACUUUUACUUCACUUUUGAUUGAAUUUGUUGCCAGGCUGCAAAAUGUUGUUGACACGUUUGAAGAGUUAAGUGAGAAAGCAGACUUUAAGGAACCCAUCGAUCAAUCAGCAGAGGCAGCACAGCCAACUGGGUUCUGGACCAGUUUGCGGAGAUGGGUGAAGUUCUAGAAUAAAAAUAGAAGGAUCUUCUUGUUUAGAAUCAUGAGACAUGAAACUCAUCAAAUCUUAUAUGGAUCUGAGAGCAGCCAUUUGGUGGAAUCACAGCCAGCUUAUGACAUCAGUUUCACGAAUUUUUAAUGUACAUUGGUCUCAGUUUCUGAAAUCAGAAGACAAUGGAAGUUGAUUUCGGAACAGCAAAGUUUCUUACACAAGAAAUAGUGUACAAACUACUUUUUCAGUCGUAGUUUAUCUAGGAUAGACUGGUAGAUGCAAUAUCUGGAUGACAA
Molecule: messenger RNA, 2220 nt
Organism: Pistacia vera
Lineage: Eukaryota; Viridiplantae; Streptophyta; Magnoliopsida; Sapindales; Anacardiaceae
Product: aluminum-activated malate transporter 9-like
Exons: 6
Coding region: 212-1942 (576 amino acids)
Biological process (GO): malate transport
Cellular component (GO): plant-type vacuole membrane
Source: RefSeq, a predicted model, not a curated record